AUGAGAAACACUCUGGUGUUGGCCCUUUUUAUCGGCUCAAUCUCGGCCACUCCAUUGAUAUUUCCCCGUGGAAAGCAUCGUCCCCCGUUUUUGCUUGGACGACCACCCGGUGGACAGUUGAGAUCAUCUUUCUAUCAUGCGACUGGCGGUCAGCACUCGCUUGUCGGUGAUGAUAAUCCCUAUCCAUGGGUGGAAACGCUGUAUUUCACCCAAAAACUCGAUCACUACAAUCAAACGAGCAGAGCCACUUGGCAACAGAAAUACUAUCACAAUCAAAAGUAUUACGAUGGGAAAGGUUUAAUCUUCUUGAUGAUCGGUGGUGAGGGUCCUGAGCCGAUUCGAUGGGCUGGCAAUCCGGAUGUCUCCUAUUUAAAAUGGGCCGCCGAAUACGGGGCAAUGGUUUUCAGUUUGGAGCACCGAUUCUUUGGAGACAGUUGGCCGAUCAAAAGUAUGGAGUACGAUGCCCUCAAACUGUGCACCACUCAACAAGCCCUCGCCGAUCUAGCCACUUUCAUCAUGGCUAUGAAUAAGAAAUAUGCUUUCAGCAAUCCAAGAUGGGUCACAUUUGGUGGAAGUUAUCCGGGAUCGUUGUCGGCUUUCUUCAGAGCAAAAUAUCCCGAUUUGACUGUUGGAGCGAUCGCCAGCUCAGCUCCAGUUAAUUUGAAAUUGGAUUUUUACGAAUACGCAAUGGUGGUUGAAGACGACGUGACGAUCACUGAUCCGACUUGUCCGGGAGAGAUUCGGAAAGCUUUUGAUGCAAUGCAGAAAUUGAGUCUUUCCGCAGCUGGACGUGAAACAUUGAACACAAUCUGGAACUUGCAACCCAAGUUCGACACCGAAACGACCAAGUUGGAUAUCACGAAUUUCCUGGCGAAUGUUUACUCACUUUUCCAGGGAAUGAUCCAGUACACAUAUGAUGGACAGUCUCAAAUGACUCAAACGAACAUCACAGCCAGGGCUUUAUGCAAUAUGAUGACCAAUCAAAGUGUCGCGGAUCCGAUUCAAAGAGCUUACAACGUUUGGUUAUGGUACCAGAGUUUCUAUGGAGAUCCAGACUCGGACAUCACGAUUUUCCCGAACAGUUACUGGGAUAUGAUUAGUUCGAUGAGUAUGAAGAACGUUAAUGAUAUGGACGAAAAUGGAGCUGAUCGUGGCUGGAUGUGGCUGUGUUGCAAUGAGAUCGGUUUCCUUCAGACAACCGAUCAAGGAAGGAACAUUUUCGGAGCAACUGUUCCGUUAAACUAUUUCCUCGACAUGUGCACGGAUCUUUUCGGCUCGGCGGUCACUUCGGAUUUUGUACGCGACAAAAACAUUGAUGCUGAAAAUUUCUAUCAAUUCGCUAGUGAGGCAACAAAUAUCGUACUCCCGAAUGGAUCACUCGAUCCAUGGCAUGCUCUUGGUACUUACACAGUCGAUGCGGCAAAUGGAGUGGCUCCAUACUUGAUCAAUGGCACGGCUCACUGCUCCGAUAUGUACCCAAUCUACGAUGGAGAACCACCAGCUCUUGUGGCUGCUCGUUUAUUCAUUGAGCAAAAUCUUGCCUAUUUCAUAAACAAUUCCACACAACCUACCAUACCGACCAUUGUUCCACCGAUCUCGUCCACCGUUUCCAUCUCGACGGCGAGUCUUGGAACAACUACAGUGGCCACAAUGGGAACUGGACCAACUACAGCCAACACAGGACCAACUACGGCAACUACAGUCAACACAGAAUCAACUACAACCACCACACCCAAUACUGGCCCUACAACGACGACUAUGACAACUACGACUACGACAAAUACUCCAUACACAGGAACCGGCUCAACAAGCACAAUAACGACAAUGGCCCCAGCCACUGCAGGCACUGGCCCAACAACCACUGCAGGCACUGGCCCAACAACCACUGCAGGCACUGGCCCAACAACCACAAAUACUGCAAAUCCGGGUGAUUCAUCAUCCCCGACGACCACGAAAUCGGUUACAAGUGUGAGAUUCUCAUUUACUUUGUUAUUGCUUUCGUUGAUUGCUUUGGUUUUG
Molecule: messenger RNA, 2019 nt
Organism: Mesorhabditis belari
Lineage: Eukaryota; Metazoa; Nematoda; Chromadorea; Rhabditida; Rhabditidae
Source: the annotation of a GenBank genome assembly